This is a messenger RNA of Diversispora eburnea, 543 nucleotides long. NCBI's taxonomy places the organism in Eukaryota, Fungi, Glomeromycota, Glomeromycetes, Diversisporales, Diversisporaceae. The record is from the annotation of a GenBank genome assembly.
AUGCAACAACGAACUAAGUCUCAUAAUGCACCAGUUCGUGCCCCAUCUGACAAUGUUAGUCAACGCUGGGUACUUGGACUUUCGAUUCGAGUAAAAACUCUGACUGAUGACGAAUAUGAAGGACAAAUAUAUUCAUACGAUCCAAAGACGAACUGUGUUUGUCCUUCUUCUUCUUCCUCAGUUCUUAAUUCAGGACACCCUCAAAAAUAUGAUUUUCGAAUCCUAAAAAUUAACUUCCUUAAAGAAGUAUUUCAGCUUCCCAACCAUAAAUCUUCGAUUGAUAUUAAUGCAAACAUGACUAAUUGUAACUCUACGAAUCUCAACAAUAAUACAAUCACGAAUAAUACAUCAAUGAUGAAUGGUCAAAGUACGAGUAAUUCAAUUUUUUCAACAAUUUAUCCAUCAGUUGGUUAUGUACAAAUGGAUAGACUUCAGUCUAAAGAAUUAUUGUCAGUUAAAGACACACAAGCUGCAUUAGCAAGAAUUGGAGUAGGCGUGACACAAGAAGCACAAGAAAUUUUUGAUGCAUUGAGUAAAACGUGA